AUGAUGAGCGGGAAGAGGCAGAGGCAGGAAAAGGACAAGAUAGCCGAGGAAUGCUGCUUCAUUUUCAAGGACAUCGGGCACGACCUCCGCGUAUGUGACUCUAGAGGACGUUCUGAUUAUCAGUGCCUGUGCUGUCCACUUUACUCGGUUUGCUGUGCCUGCCUUGGAAAAGUAGAAUUUGUGCAACUGAGAAAGCAAAAUAAGGGAUUCUGCAGAACCUGCUUGAACCUGGCUAUCGCGAUUGAGAAGAAUGAUCCUCAUGAGGCAAAAACAGAUAACUACGAAAUUUUGUUUAAAGACUACUGGGAAGGAAUUAAAGAUGCAGAACAUUUGACAUUGGUUGACCUGGAAGAAGCUAGUGAUAUUCUGAAUAGAAAGCUUAACUGUAAAGAAGGAGCGAAUUUAGAGAGAUUUCCAGCUGUUGAUCACAAGUCAGAUGAAAAUACAUCUCCUGAUAAUGGCGCCAAUGAUCAAACAAUUCCUUUUGACUCUAAGGGCAAACAGAUUAAAGCGAACACAUCACAGAAGAACAAGUCAAAUAAGAGAACCUAUGUUGGGUGGGGUUCCAGAGAGCUAAUUGGAUUCUUGUCAAGUUUUGGAAAGGAUACGUCAAAACCUCUUGAAGAACUUGAAAUUAUUGGAGUUGUCAAGGGGUACAUCAAAGAGAAGAAACUAUACCAGGACGAUAAGAAACUUCGUUUCUUGUGUGAUGAUAAGCUGCAACCCCUGUUUACGAGAAGAAAAGUGAGAUGCAAAAUGAUCUGUAGGUUCUUGGCAGUUCAUCUAGCUUCAAAUGCAGUUUCAGAAGAUGAAAUAUUUUGUAGUUCUAAAGAUGAUGAUGACGCCCCAGUUAUUAAAAAGAGACCUUGGAAUAGUCUGGAGCCAAAGAUUGCUAAGAGGGUCUCAGAAAGAAGCAAGAGACAUUUUGCCUCCCUUACUCAGAAUAAUAUCAACCUAAUCUACCUGAGAAAAACUUUAGUUAUUAGUCUUUUGAUGAGUCAGCCAGACACAUUUGAACAGAAAGUUGUUGGCUGUUUUGUUAGAGUCAAGUGCGGCAAAAAGGUGCACAGCUAUGAAAUACCUAGAAAAGGAUACCUGCUUGGACAAGUAACAGGCAUCAAGAAGUCUGAAAAUGAAUACAAGAUAAAUGAUACAUGUACAAAUAUUCUCUUAUGUGUUACUGGUUUGUUGGAUGAUGUCAGUAUAUCAAUGCUCUCAGAUGAGGACUUAGCAGAGGAUGAGUGUGAUGAUCUUAUUUCUUUGGCUGAGAAAGGACUACUGAAGCGGACCACUGUUGCUGAGUUGGAGGAAAAGGUGGCAACAGUACAUAAAGACAUAGUUAAUCAUUGGAUUGAAAGAGAACUUGUGAGACUAGAAAGAAAGAUCAACAUUGCACAGAUGAAAGGGUUACACAUCGUGGCCUCCAUGGUCAUGGCUGCUGCACAGGGAACUCGCAUGGGAGGAAAAGGGCCAUGGCCAGGAGCUUGGCCUGCUGGCCGACCGGAGGAAGAGCCCGCACUCGCCCGGCUGGGUCGUCCCCAUGGUGCCAGGCAACGCACGGCCGACGGCUCCGCUACUUCGGCUUGGCACAGGAGCUGCAACGGCGGAGGUGCCACUCAUCAAACAGUCGAUUCUUUGAAUGUUCUCAAUGGGGAACCAUCAAAAGGUGCUACAGAGGAAAUACAUGAUUGCUUGAACGUUCUUAACAAAGAAUCAUCAGAAGCUCAUGAAGCCUGCCUCAGUGGUGUUACUCCUGAUCCUGCACUACAUUAUCAAAUGGACGAUGCUCAAGAUGGUAGCCCAACUCAAGCCAUGAACAUUGACCAAGAUGAAAGUGACCACUCCCGGCAAGCUGCCAUGGCAAAGAUUAAUGAAGUUGUAGAAGUCAUCGAUCUAAGCAGUGAUGACGAUGAGGACCCUCGCACAGGGCAACAUAAGCCAGAAGGCAAGGCGAUGCAUACUCCAAGGGCCAUGAAUGGGGAUGUUCACCUGGAGCAGCGCGAGCCAGCACCUGCAACCAUGAAUGGGGGGUUCUUCAGCCGGAGCAGCGACAGCCAGCUCAUGCAGCCAUGA
Miscanthus lutarioriparius is the source of this 2073-nucleotide messenger RNA. The record is from the annotation of a GenBank genome assembly. NCBI's taxonomy places the organism in Eukaryota, Viridiplantae, Streptophyta, Magnoliopsida, Poales, Poaceae.